Molecule: messenger RNA, 2993 nt
Organism: Chilo suppressalis (striped riceborer)
Lineage: Eukaryota; Metazoa; Arthropoda; Insecta; Lepidoptera; Crambidae
Source: the annotation of a GenBank genome assembly
CUUAACCAAAAAAAAAAGGUCAAAUGUCAAUACAAAAAUUUCAUCUGUGUGCCGCUGUGCGUGUAUGUCGGUGCGAAUAUUUCAAUUCAAUUUUAAUUAGUUUCGGUGUAGAUUCAUGAGUUAAAUAAUUAAAAACUUAACAAUAUGAAAUCAGCAUUGAUGGUGGCUGAAAAGCCAUCUUUGGCUCAAAAUCUGGCUAAUAUACUCAGUAAUGGCAAAUGCAGUACGAAUAAAGCUUCCAACAACGCCUGUGCGGUGCACGAGUGGAAUGGCACUUUCAAGAAUGAGCCCGUAAGAUUCAAAAUGACUUCUGUGUGUGGGCAUGUAAUGAGUUUGGAUUUUACCGGUAAAUACAACAACUGGGACAAAGUGGAUCCAGUUGAGCUGUUCUGUUGCCCCACAGAAAAGAAAGAAGCCAUGCCACGUCUGAGAAUUCCCGCUUUUUUGGCUCAGGAGUCAAGAGGGUGUGAUUACCUCAUAUUGUGGCUGGAUUGUGACAAAGAAGGGGAGAAUAUUUGUUUUGAGGUUAUGAGUUGUGUACAACCAUAUAUGAAGGGAGAUGUUCUCUCUCCUUUGGUAACAUAUCGUGCGCAUUUCUCUGCUAUAACCGAUAAAGACAUUAAAGCAGCCAUGCUGAACUUAGGGAGGCCAAAUGAAAACCAGUCUCGUAGUGUAGAUGCUCGUCAGGAAUUGGAUUUGCGCAUUGGCUGUGCAUUCACAAGAUUUCAGACUAAGUAUUUUCAAGGACGAUAUGGUAAUCUGGACGCAUCGCUAAUUUCAUAUGGACCAUGCCAGACUCCCACACUAGGUUUCUGUGUCCAGCGACAUGAUGAGAUUCAGACAUUCAAACCGGAGACAUAUUGGGUUCUCCGUGUCACUGCAUCAACCAGUGAAGGAAGGGAAUUGCCUCUAGAGUGGAAGAGAGUGAGGUCGUUUGAGAAAGACAUUGCCAACAUGUUUCUGGCAGGCAUCAAAGAAAUUAAGGAAGCUACAGUUGUGAAUGUCCAAGCCAAAGAGAAGAUAAAACCGCGCCCCACAGCUCUGAACACUGUGGAAUUAAUGAGAGUGGCCAGCGCUGGAUUAGGCAUGGGACCGCAUCAUGCUAUGCAGAUAGCAGAACGACUAUACACGCAAGGUUACAUUUCGUAUCCACGCACAGAAACCACCAGUUACCCGGAGAAUUUCGAUUUGAUGGGUACGUUAAGGCAACAACAGAACUCUUCCAAGUGGGGCACAGAAGUGCGAGCUUUAAUAGCCAACGGUAUUAACAAACCCAAGAAGGGCCACGACGCGGGGGACCAUCCGCCCAUUACGCCAAUGAGGCCAGCUUCGGAAAGUGAAUUGGAAGGAGAAAUGUGGCGUAUAUACGAUUACAUAACUCGCCACUUCAUAGCGACAUUGUCUAGGGAUUGCAAGUACCUUUCAACCACAACUACCUUCCAGAUAGGUACUGAAACCUUCUACUAUACUGGCAACACUCUCGUCGACGCUGGGUAUACGGAGAUCAUGCAUUGGCAGGCGUUCGGCAAAGACGAGUUUGUUCCAGUGUUACACGUUGAUGAAUUGUUGCGCGCGCACGACCAUAGACUUGUAGAGUGUCAGACAUCGCCGCCCGAGUACCUCACCGAGUCUGAGGUGAUAACAUUAAUGGAGAAGCAUGGCAUCGGUACUGACGCUUCGAUUCCAGUCCACAUCAACAAUAUCUGCCAGCGGAACUACGUCACUGUGGCCAAUGCCAGACGAUUGGUGCCUACCAAUCUGGGGAUCGUGCUAGUACAUGGGUACCAGAAGAUUGACCCUGAACUAGUACUACCCACAAUGCGUUCGGCCGUAGAAGAACAACUUAAUCUCAUAGCUGUGGGUCGAGCUGAUUUCCACGCGGUUCUCACGCAUACGGCCGAAAUAUUCCGACGCAAGUUCCAAUACUUCGUGCGGUCUAUAGAGGCGAUGGAUCAGCUGUUCGAAGUCAACUUUUCGUCGUUAAAAGCUAGUGGGAAAGCGCUGUCUAGAUGCGGGAAGUGCAGGCGUUAUAUGAGAUAUAUUCAGGCGAAGCCCGCCCGUCUCCACUGUUCCCACUGCGACGAUACCUACGGCCUCCCCCAGAAUGGCACGGUCCGCAUAUAUCGAGAACUGAAAUGCCCCCUAGAUGACUUCGAGCUGUUAUCCUGGUCGUCGGGGAAUAAGGGGAAGAGCUUCCCACUCUGCCCGUACUGUUAUAACCAUCCGCCUUUUAGGGACAUGAAGAAAGGCUUCGGCUGCAACUCUUGCACUCACCCCACGUGCCCUUACGGGGUGAACUCCACCGGGGUGUCCGGGUGUGUGGAGUGCGAGCACGGGGUGCUGGUGCUCGACCCCGCCGCGCCGCGCUGGAAGCUGGCCUGCAACCGGUGUGACGUCAUUAUCAAUAUAUUCGAAGACGCGACUCGCGUGUCUGUCUGCGAACAACAAUGUCCCGCGUGCGGCGCUCAACAAGUCACCGUGGAAUAUAAGGCGGAAAGGACUAAACUACCCGCGGCUUUGACGGAGAUGACCGCCUGUCUGUACUGCGAGCCCAGCUUCAGUGCCCUGGUGGAGAAGCACCGAGCAGUAGCUUCUCGAGCCCCGGCCUCCAGGGGCCGCGGGGGCCGCGCCCGGCCCAGCAAGCAUCGCAACAAACAGCCUAAGGACAAGAUGGCCCAACUCGCCGCCUAUUUCGUGUGAAUACGGACACAUAUAUUGUGUUCCCUCCUUCCUACGGUCUGGAGUCCUAAAGGACUCUCUUAAAAGAGAGGCGUGAAAAACUGCUGUAUCAGCUAUCUUCGCGUUUGGACUUUAUCACCACUUAACAUCAGGUGGGGAAGAGUCAUUCGCCUACCUGAAUAUAUAUGAGGCCAUGAGAACCAUAGUGGCCUAGCUUACUUAGGCCGGUAUGGCGCCUCAAAUUAAGAUCACAGACUAAAAACCGCAACAGUGAUUAUGCUGCCAUUUAGUGAAUAUUCGUUGUGACACUUUUA